This is a messenger RNA of Stegastes partitus (bicolor damselfish), 1168 nucleotides long. RefSeq names its product twisted gastrulation BMP signaling modulator 1a (gene twsg1a). The transcript is spliced from 5 exons. The coding region runs from base 162 to 833 and encodes 223 amino acids. Gene Ontology annotation, biological process: regulation of BMP signaling pathway. NCBI's taxonomy places the organism in Eukaryota, Metazoa, Chordata, Actinopteri, Pomacentridae. The record is from RefSeq and is a predicted model, not a curated record.
ACUGACGCCCUCUGGACACAGUGGACAGUUGAGCGGCGGCAGAACACCAUCCUGGAGAAGUUCAAAGAGAGAAAACAGCCUCCGUCCUGCUCCAAAAGAAAACCUGCGAGCUCCUUAACUGCGUCGUGGUGUUUCCAGUGCCGUGCUGGUGAGCCGUCAGGAUGAGGCCUGGUCAGCUGAUCCUCCUUCCCGCCGCCGCCGCUCUCCUCUUCCUCCUAUCAGGGCUGUCUCUGACCUCCGGCUGCAACAAAGCCCUCUGCGCCAGCGACGUCAGCAAGUGUCUCAUCCAGGAGCUGUGCCAGUGUCGGCCGUCCGACGGGAACUGCUCGUGCUGUAAAGAGUGCAUGUUGUGUCUGGGGAACCUCUGGGAGGAGUGCUGCGACUGCGUGGGGAUGUGCAACCCGAAGAACUACAGCGACUCUCCGGCGACGUCGAAGAGCACCGUGGAGGAGCUGCACCGUCCAAUCCCGUCGCUGUUCCGAGCCCUCACCGAGGGCGACGCUCCCAUCAACAUGAUGGUCGUGUCGUUCCCCGUCGCCGAGGAGCUGUCGCACCACGAGAACCUGGUGUCCUUCCUGGAGUCGCUGGACGGGCAGCACCAGAACGUGUCGGUGCCUGGAAACAGCAUCCACGCCAGCUACGACACUCAAGAAAACAUGUGCACAGUGGUCUACUUUGACGACUGCGUGUCCAUUCGUCAGUGCAAACUAUACUGCGAGUCCAUGGGAGGGUCCAAGUACCGCUGGUUUCACAACGCCUGCUGCCAGUGCAUCGGACCGGAGUGCGUCGACUACGGCAGCAAAGCCGUGAAGUGCAUGAACUGUCUCUUCUGAAGUGCCGGGCACAUAUUGGUACCAAAUGUCUGGUCCAUACCAGAGGACUGAGGGCAGAGGAAACCAUGGCUGUUCUGUGUUAGCAUUCCUCAGUUACCUUGUAAAAUACCCCCUUUUACCACCCUUCCUCCUACCCUGCAAAGUGUUUUUAUUCUGCUGUUAUUGUUUCACUGUAUAUUUUUAGAUAUUUUUUCAAUAGUGUUUUUUUUUUAUUUUUUUUUUUUACUAGAGGUGUAUAUGAAUAAUGUAUUUUUACAAUUACGGUCCGCUAAAUCUCAGUCUCAUGCCAAAUAAAGAGAAGUUUGGUGACGUGGACUGUUUGGUCUCACCGAAAA